AUGGUUACUUACCAGCUUCCGAGUUCUGGAGAGUCAAUAGAAUAUUAUUUUGGAUCCACCGACCAGUUGGCUUUGUAUCUCAGAUGUCGGUUUUAUAUGAAGUCAACCAUUAUCAUGCUAUUCUCCCGCCAGCUUGCAGCAUUUGCUGCCAUCAUUACGUCUACCUCUGCUUCGUGCCUAUAUGGGACCAGUUUGGCACCUCGCCAUGUUAGCACCGACGGGCAGGUCCCAGUGUCAACAUUCAACUAUACCGGCGAAGGCGGCCCCCUCCAUUGGGUCGGUCUCAAUGCUACCACUAAUAAAGAGUGCGGGCAUGGCUCAACGCAGUCUCCCAUUGUCAUUAACAAGGCCAGCUUUCCGCGCGCACCCAAAGGCUCUGUUACUAUGAGCAUUCCCACCGUUCCAAUGGCGGAUUUUGAAAACCUCGGUUCUACGGUAGAGGUUAUUGCAAGCGGAAAACUAAAAGCUAGCGGUAAAGACUAUGAGCUGGUACAAUUCCACUUUCAUACUCCAAGUGAACAUCGAAUCGACGACGAAUACUUUCCCAUGGAGGUUCACUUUGUGUUCCAGGCGCCGAAUAAAUCAAUUGCUGUGGUUGCAUUCUUUGUGGAGUUAUCCCCUUACGGACGUUGUACUCCACUAUUGAAGCAGGUGCUUUCGUGCUUGCAUAAGAUUACCACCCCUGGAACAAUUACAAAGACAAGGCGGCUGGAUUUCUCUCAAGUCCUUGGACAUCUUCAUACCCACGAUAUCUUCACUUAUAACGGAUCACUUACGACACCACCAUGCAGCAGCAACGUAGCCUGGUACCUUAGUGCUGCACCACUCUCCAUUGAUGUAUCAUCUUUCAAUGCCCUCAAAAAGGUCGUCAAGUUCAACUCUCGCUACACACAAAACUCCCCUGGUCUGAGAAAUUUAAUGGAGAUUGCGGCGCAUGAUAUUGGGUGCGAGAACAUGAAGCCACGCUUCUAG
Messenger RNA from Microsporum canis CBS 113480, 972 nucleotides. RefSeq names its product periplasmic alpha-carbonic anhydrase. NCBI's taxonomy places the organism in Eukaryota, Fungi, Ascomycota, Eurotiomycetes, Onygenales, Arthrodermataceae. Gene Ontology annotation, molecular function: zinc ion binding; carbonate dehydratase activity. Bases 1 to 972 code for a protein of 323 amino acids. The record is from RefSeq and is a predicted model, not a curated record. The transcript is spliced from 4 exons.